UCCGGUGUUGUGACAGAGAACUCGGGAUGGAACGUUGGCCGGAGCGUUAUGGAACGUUUACGUUUUAGAACGUUAGCGACGUUUGAGCGUUUUAUGUAAUAUACGCCGGUGCGGAUAACGCUCGCCCUCGCUGUUGUUUUCUCUCCGCUGGUAGCGGCCCCUUUCCUUUGUGUGACGUCCAUGUCGUUUUGGGAUUGAGUGGUUUAUACCAGGGCUCCGCCCCCUACUGCAGCCUCCUGCCUAUGGUGCGUCCUUUAACUGGUGACGUCAUGUGUUCUCAGCAGUGACGUCCACGCCUAAGCCUCGUCUGCCAAAAUUUGACCCCUGGUGCAGUUCUGUAGGUGACAACAGUCUCUCCUCUUUGCAAGCCUUGGCCCCCAAUAUCAGCACUCAAGGGCCCAGUUAUAAUCUACAUGGGAUAUAUGAGCAAGUUCAUGUUUGACACCAGUCAACCACAGCAUUGUUUUGUUAGGCUGUUCUACAACCCUGAGACCUUUCCUGUGAACCUCGGAGCUGGGACCUUAUAUAUGCACUUUAUCACUGCCUGUGCCACCCUGCUUACCCUGAGCCAUCACUGUGCCCUCUGAAGGACUGGCAGGAGAAGACCCUGCUUUUUUUCUUGAAAUGUUCCAAAAGCUCAACAGCAUGUUUUUAGGAGAUGUCGGCAGUGUCUUAGACCAGAAGCCGGAACUCAGCGAAAAAGAGGAUGAUGAAUGGAUUGUGGUAGACUUUAUCGUUAAUAAAUGCACUAAAACACCAGAAGAAGCCUCAACCUUUGAAGAAAUCGAUUAUGCAACUGAAGAGCCCAUCUUGAAUUACGCACCAGGUGCCUUUGAACAGUUUGAAGAUAUAAGUCACUCUUACUACGUCCAUUUCGAUCCAUGCCCUUUGGAGGAGAGUUGGUUUGUUACUCCACCGCCUUGUUUUACGGCUGGAGAGUUGACCUCAAUAGAGGUGGAGACCAGCCCACUGGAGAACCUUCUCAUUGAACACCCAAGCAUGUCUGUCUAUGCUGUGAACAAUCUUUGCAGCAAGCAGACAAGGACAUGUGACUCCAAUAUCCACAACUCAAGUUCUUCACGGUUGGAUCCGGGUCAUACAAGCGUUACUCCCCAUGUACACUGUUACGUUGCUACUCUUGCUGCCCGCACAACCCGUCUGGACCCGAUAAAGAAGACAAUUCAAUUCUCUAAACUGUCAAAGCAGCAAAUGGAAAAAACUCUUCUUAACCGAAAGAGCCUUAAACGCCAAAAUCGCAUUCGAGGAUGCCAUUCACGCCAGGUCAAGCACAACAGGGUCAUUGUCCACCAGCCUUGCCAGCGCCAUUACAAUUAUUAAGAAAAGGUCUCACCGUUUCCUUCCUUUCCCCACUAAUGAUUCCACUCCUUUUGGAGUCCAUGUUAUGUAGUGUGGGAGUACAGAGCUCUUGUGAGUACAUGCAGAUCUCUGUGCAUCUUCUUGUGUAGAUAGUUCUAUUUCUCCGUCUUUCUGAAAUGUCGCACAUUUCGCAUUAAUAAGAUGUCAUUACUACGGAUAGUCAUUGUGAAGGAUACAGUUACAACUACUAAAAACCUCAUCAGGUUGAGUACGGUUUAUGGUAUCUCAUGGUGUGCUGUGGCAGUCGGCACCAUCACAUUGGCACGGUUAGGCCCAACUAAACACUUUAAACCUUUUUAAUAUGUUCUCCGCUGUGCAAUGCGGCUCGUAAGCGCCUAUUCUCUGAGCUGUACUCUGGGCCCAAUGACCUACUGCCAAAACUGCCACCGAAACUUGAGCGAGUCCAACUCACAAGUCCAUUACACAACUACACGGUUUAUACAGCCUAGUCCAUGAAGAGAUGUUUUUGGGCUACUAUCGUUCUCUUGGCUGGAAACCAAAAAUAUGCAAAAAAAAAACUGAUUUAUUCUGUGUUACACCUCCCACUAUUGAGAUGUAACCAUUGUUCUAAAUACCAGCAAAUCUUUUAUUUUUAUUUAAUUUUAAUUUUUUUUUAUUCAAUCUUCCGCUGACGACCAGACUGUUAUUUGAUGUUAGGUCAUCUUCAAACUACCAUGGCAUUUUUUUCCUUCUUUUAAAUGACUAGACUUUUUACUUGUUGGGCAUUGUAAAGGAAUCCAUAUGUAGUCAACGUGUGUAUAUGGUAUUCUGAAAUAGAUUGUUGGUUGGGCUAUUUUUAUUUUUUGUUUUUUCAUGCUCCUGUUCAAAGGGCACCAGUUUUGUGAUGACUACAUGUAACACUUACAACAAUGACACUGUUGAAAACACGAGCUAU
Molecule: messenger RNA, 2272 nt
Organism: Hyla sarda
Lineage: Eukaryota; Metazoa; Chordata; Amphibia; Anura; Hylidae
Gene: TP53INP1
Product: tumor protein p53 inducible nuclear protein 1
Exons: 5
Coding region: 625-1338 (237 amino acids)
Biological process (GO): positive regulation of DNA-templated transcription; autophagosome assembly
Cellular component (GO): autophagosome; nucleus
Source: RefSeq, a predicted model, not a curated record